Aphanomyces invadans is the source of this 1128-nucleotide messenger RNA. RefSeq lists its product as hypothetical. The transcript has a single exon. The record is from RefSeq and is a predicted model, not a curated record. The coding region runs from base 24 to 1028 and encodes 334 amino acids. Gene Ontology annotation, molecular function: cysteine-type deubiquitinase activity; metal ion binding. Lineage: Eukaryota; Oomycota; Saprolegniomycetes; Saprolegniales; Verrucalvaceae.
GGAGCUACAUCUUGGCCACCAACAUGCAUGGCUGCUUGCAUUCUGACAAGCAGCGUUGUUGCGUUGUCAUGCCGCCGCAAUGGUCUCUCAUGGCUCGCCGCGCCCCGACGCGACAGAUCUUUUACCUGUCCUUUGAUGCGGACAUUCCGCUCUUGGACGUGACGUGGAUGGACAACGCCGAGAGUACCAUGUGUGUCGUUUGCCACGACACAUUUCACUUUAUGAAGCGCAAACACCACUGCCGACUAUGCGGUCGUCUUGUGUGCAACGCAUGCUCCACGGCCCGCAUCGCUGUCAACUCGUCCAACCAGCUCGAGCGAUCGUGUUGUGUUUGUUGCGGAGUGCUGCAAACUCUCGAGUCUCUCGGGGACACGCGAGUCCAGAGCAACCAGGCCGUGACGCCGCCAAGCGUUGCGCUUCGUGCAACCUCCCGCGAACACGACUUCGACCGCGUCAUGCGCGUGCGACGGCAGCUCAAGAUGUUCCAGCCUGCCUCGACACACUACUACAUUUUGAGUGCCGACUGGCUCCAGGCAUGGUUCGACUACAGCAUGCAACACGGCGCCCACCCGGGCUCGAUUUCAAAUCACACCCUCCUUUCAUUUUACCAAGGCAAGCUGCACGCCACGCGUGGCCGCAAAUACCGAAUCGUGCACGAGCUGAUCUGGUGCACACUACACAAAUUGUACGGCGGUGGGCCGAUCAUCACGACCCGGACGACCAUGUCUUGGACGAUUCAAAUGAGCGAAGGCGAGAUCGCCAAGACUCUUGUGCACACGACGGCUCACAAAAAGUCGGCGAAUGGGUCCAAGACGGGAUCGUUGCAGUGCUGGUUUCAGAUGGAAUGCAAUCGGCAUAGCCUCCUGCGGCGAGCGAGCGGUAUAAGCAGAGAUGGUACGUUCAACGACGACAUCCUGUCCGCGCAAUCGGCCGUCAAAGCGUUCGCCGCCGCUGCCAACCAAGCGCGGCGAGACGCUGAAGGACGGGUUAGUCCAUUAUCCAACAAGUUGCGGUUUUCCGUCGCCUAGCCCCAUCGGCUCGCUGGCUUCCACGCCACCAUGUAGAACCACUACACGCAAUGACUUUGAGCAAUUCAAACGGCGCUUUCCAUGCAUUGUCCGCCAUCUC